Messenger RNA from Microplitis mediator, 1126 nucleotides. RefSeq lists its product as uncharacterized. Lineage: Eukaryota; Metazoa; Arthropoda; Insecta; Hymenoptera; Braconidae. The transcript is spliced from 7 exons. The record is from RefSeq and is a predicted model, not a curated record. The coding region runs from base 102 to 782 and encodes 226 amino acids.
UAUUUUUUUUGUCGUUAGUUCUGAUCGUAUAAAAAUGGUGAAGACGAUCAUGAAUUAUCACAGUAAGUAAAUAAGUAAGAAGUGAUUCAAAUUUUUCAAAAAUGAUGGCAUCUUUACUACAGGCUUGUGCUUUAUUUUUACUAAUAUCCAUAUGUCGAGCGCAAACACCGUCAAUGGAACCGGAAGGUCCUAAGCUCGCAUUAACUGAAGGCGACCGAUUGCUCAUUAAAUGUCACAGUAGUGACAGAAUGAAAUUUCUCACGGAUUUGUUUCAAACGGAAAAAGCUACUGAAAGUAUUGAAGAAGAAACAGCAAUCGCUUAUAAUUUGUAUACACGAAGUUUUGAAAAAAAAUCAGUUGUUCCAGAAGAUAGUGGAUGGUACGGUUGUGCAAUCUAUGGCGUUAUGAUUGAUCCAGAUACAUUCGAUCAACCAGGAGUUAAAUGGAUUUUCGUUUUCAUUAAACCUAUGAAGCCUUCAAUGGAACAAUCAGGACCGAUUCUUAAUUUAGUUGAAGGCGACGAAUUGUUCAUCAAUUGCAGUAGUUAUCAACAAAUGACUUUUUACACUAUCCUAGACAAACCUGACGAAUGGUCUGAUAGUAGUGAAGAAGGUUCUGCAAGCUUGGGGGGUGAAUAUACACUCGCUUUGAAAAAAAAGUCAGUAGUCCAGGGUGACAGUGGAUGGUAUGGUUGCGCAUACAGUGACGUAAAAGUUGAUACAAGUAAUCAUGAUCAGCCGCAAGUCAAUUGGAUUAACGUUAUUGUUAAACCAAAAGCUUGAUCCGAUUUCAUAAAUGUAAUGUAUUAAAUAUUUUACACUACAAAUCACAACAGGACGUUUGAUUUCUAAUUUUACGAUUCAACCCUAUCAAGUUUUUAUGAAUACUGAUUUUAAUUAUCUAUAAUUUUUUGAAGGCUUAGAAAAUUAUUGCCGAGUUCAAUUAUAAAUAUUAAAAAUAAAUUAUUUAAAAUAAAAAAAUCGUAUAUUUGUUGGUUUUAAUACUUUGAUAGUUUUAUCAUAUAGUUACUGACAGUUGAUCUUUGUAUACACAGGUUCUAUGCCUGCGUCAAGGUUCGUAGAGAUUAUACGCUAGUAGACAUUUGACUAUUAUUAUAUAAAGAAUU